GUACAUGAGCAUAAGAUUUAAAACGAUUCGAGGAAUCUUAAAGCAUUAUUGAUUCAUCGCUGUACUUCAACUCUACUUUAUAUCCUCUCCUUUUUAUAUAUUCUCCCCAAACUUUUCAGCCACCCACACAUCUCUCAAACUCUCAAACUCUCUUUCUCCCUCAGAGCACAAAACUUUUCUCACUUUCUCUUUCGAAUCAGCAAAGAAAAUGGAGAUGGGUUUUGCUAAGUUCCAAGUGUUCAUGAUGAUCUUGGGUCUUUUGGCCACUUUAUGCAUAGCUCAAGCACCCGGGGCUGCACCAAAAGCUUCACCACCCACAGCAACUCCACCAACCGCCACACCACCCACCGCCACACCACCGGCUCCAACCCCAUCACCAAAAGCAUCUCCAACUCCAUCUCCGGCUCCAACCUCAACUCCACCAGCUCCAACUCCUUCAGCUACCCCAGCACCAUCUCCUUCACCCAAAGCUCCAUCUCCUUCACCCAAAUCUCCAAGCUCAGCUCCAACUCCAUCAACCUCUUCUCCACCUGCUCCCGGCGCACCAGGCACAUCCCCAUCCGAGUCACCGUCUUCUGAAGCACCACCACCACCCAGUGCUGCUUUCUCUACAAGCAAAGUUGUGAUUGCUGGAACAGCUCUUGUUGGAACUUUCUUUGCCGCUGUGGUGUUGGCUUAGAGACUAUGGGGAGUUUUUUUCCUUUUUGGGAGGUUUCGUCCACGUGGAGGCUCAUGACUAUAGAUCUUUAUUUUUGAUGGACGGAUGAGAUCUAUUUAUUUCUCUCUUUUAUUUUUUUUUUUAUGUUCUUUUUCAAUUUUUCCGAUAUUUAUUUUUAUUUUUUUUUGUUGUGUUUGAUCAUUCAAUAUUGGGUUUGACUUCUAGGGUUGGAUUUGUAUGAUGAUGAUGAUUAUUUGGGAGAUUCAUUCGCUUUGUGUUGACACGUGUAUCCAUUUGUAGAUGAGUCCGGUGUACAUCAAUUAAUAGUUGAAUAAAACACUUUGUUAUUCUUUUCUAUUGAU
Messenger RNA from Quercus lobata, 1020 nucleotides. Its product is annotated as classical arabinogalactan protein 4-like. The transcript has a single exon. Lineage: Eukaryota; Viridiplantae; Streptophyta; Magnoliopsida; Fagales; Fagaceae. The coding region runs from base 209 to 679 and encodes 156 amino acids. The record is from RefSeq and is a predicted model, not a curated record.